This is a messenger RNA of Girardinichthys multiradiatus, 2131 nucleotides long. RefSeq names its product desmin a (gene desma). Gene Ontology annotation, cellular component: intermediate filament; sarcolemma; Z disc. The record is from RefSeq and is a predicted model, not a curated record. Gene Ontology annotation, biological process: skeletal muscle organ development. The transcript is spliced from 10 exons. The coding region runs from base 101 to 1528 and encodes 475 amino acids. Lineage: Eukaryota; Metazoa; Chordata; Actinopteri; Cyprinodontiformes; Goodeidae.
UUCACCAAGUUUUCCUUCCAGUUGCCUGGUGGGACGGUUGGGUCUUAGCACCUAAAUCAGCUUGUUCGAACCCACAAACCAACCAACCAGUCAAGGAAACAUGAGCAAGUCCUACUCCUCCUCAGCCCAGAGUGCCUCCUCCUACCGCCGAACCUUUGGUUCUGGUGUUGGUGCAUCACCAAUGUCAUCCCUCUUCUCCUCCUUAGGAAGAGGCCGAAGCUCUUCUUCCAGCCAUUUGUCUUCCAGACUCUACGAAGUCAAGAGCACUGCUGUCCCCUCCUUCUCUGGCUUCAGAGUUUCCUCUGGUGCUGGAGGAGCAGGAUUUGGCUCCUCUACAGCCAUGCGUACCUACAGUGGCGAGAAGCUUGACUUUAACCUCGCUGAUGCCAUGAACCAAGACUUCCUCAACACAAGGACCAACGAGAAGGCUGAGCUUCAGCACCUCAAUGACCGCUUCGCCAGCUACAUAGAGAAAGUACGCUUCCUGGAGCAGCAGAAUGCCGCCCUGACUGUGGAGGUCGAGAAGUUGAGGGUUCGCCAGGGCCCGGGGCAUGUGGCCGAGCUGUAUGAGGAGGAAAUGAGGGAGCUGAGGAGGCAGAUCGAGGCCCUCACCAAUCAACACGCCAGGGUGGAAGUCGAAAGGGACAACCUGGCUGAUGAUCUGCAGAAACUAAAGCUCAGACUGCAAGAAGAGAUUCACCAGAAGGAAGAAGCUGAGAACAACCUGUCUGCAUUCAGAGCUGAUGUUGACAGUGCCACUCUGGCCAGGCUGGACCUGGAGAGACGCAUUGAGAGCUUGCAGGAGGAGAUUGCCUUCCUCAAGAAAAUCCAUGAAGAGGAGAUCCGAGAGCUGCAGAACCAGAUGCAGGACACUCAGGUCCAGAUCCAGAUGGACAUGUCCAAGCCUGACCUGACUGCUGCUCUCAGGGACAUCCGCGUGCAGUAUGAAGCCAUUGCUGCAAAGAACAUUGCAGAGGCUGAAGACUGGUACAAGUCUAAGGUGUCUGAUCUGAACCAAGCCGUGAACAAGAACAAUGACGCUCUGCGCCAGGCUAAGCAGGAGACCAUGGAGUAUAGGCACCAGAUCCAGUCCUACACCUGUGAAAUUGACUCUCUUAAGGGCACUAAUGAGUCUCUGCUGCGCCAGAUGAGAGAAAUGGAGGAACGGAUGGGCCAGGAAGCCUCUGGUUACCAGGAUAGCAUUUCACGGCUGGAAGAAGACAUUGCCAAAAUGAAGGAUGAUAUGGCUCGCCACCUGAGGGAGUACCAGGACCUUCUCAAUGUAAAGAUGGCCCUUGACAUUGAAAUCGCCACUUAUCGCAAGUUGCUGGAGGGAGAGGAGAGCAGGAUCACAACCACCCUGCCUGUCCAGUCUGCCUAUUCUUCCAUUGGAUUCAGAGAGACCAGUCCUGAGUCCCAGCGCCAAUCAGAGGUUCACUCCAAGAAAACUGUUCUUAUCAAGACCAUUGAGACCCGCGAUGGAGAGGUUGUCAGUGAGUCAACACAGCAUCAGCAGGACAUCAUGUAAAAAGGGAACAUGUCAUAAAUAAUAAUAAAAAAUUAACAAAUAUCUAAAUUGUUUCCGACCAUUAUGAUGACAACAUAUAAGUUGAGCCAAUGUUUAUAGACAGAAAUCAGAAUGUUAACUUCAAUUUACAAUAAUUGCAAUCUACUGUAUACAUCACAGGAAAGAUGCAGGUACAGUGCCUUUUGCCUGGUUUUAAAUGAAGGGCAUUCCAGUAUUUUAAACUUCCUAACUAUUAAUUUCUAUUUCAGAAGAGCACCAGACUUUGCCAAUUCAAUUUGAAGUUUCUGAUGUUAAAGACAGUUUGUUGAGCCUAAAACACUGUGGUCUAAAGGGAAACUGAAAGGAGAUUUUUUCACGGUGCAUUUUCCAAGGUUUGUUUGUGCACAAAUCACAAGCAUAUGAUUAAUUAGGAGCAAUUUCGGUUGCUGAUUUAAGGAAUGUGUCAAGUUGGAUUUAAAGAAUAAAAAAAAAAAACCAUUGAACUAAGAGGGAACUUAGUCAUGUUUAAAGUUUGAGAUCAGCAGGAUGCGCUAAUUGUUUGUGUAUGAAAGAGUAACAAUGGUAUGAUGUUUCACUUCAAAUAAACUUCAAUGAAGAUGUGCA